Messenger RNA from Cyprinodon tularosa, 4907 nucleotides. RefSeq names its product mcf.2 cell line derived transforming sequence-like b (gene mcf2lb). Gene Ontology annotation, molecular function: protein binding; guanyl-nucleotide exchange factor activity. The transcript is spliced from 34 exons. Bases 504 to 4121 code for a protein of 1205 amino acids. Gene Ontology annotation, cellular component: extrinsic component of membrane; cytoplasm. The record is from RefSeq and is a predicted model, not a curated record. Lineage: Eukaryota; Metazoa; Chordata; Actinopteri; Cyprinodontiformes; Cyprinodontidae. Gene Ontology annotation, biological process: positive regulation of Rho protein signal transduction; intracellular signal transduction.
CUACUGGGGGUCUGCACAGGUUUGCAUCAUCAUGCCUGCUGAGGCUGAAACAUGCAUGUGUGAAUGAGGCCGUCUCCUGCAACCAUUCCUCCCCGUCUUCGCUGCUGCCAUCCUCUGCCUUACAUCCCCCUGUGGAUGACUCCUCGUCGUUCCCAGGGCUGUCACUGCAGCUUCAGCAUCCAUCCUCCCUCCAUUUUAGCAGCAUCUUCUCAGCAUUCAUCUUUCACAAGCAUCCGGGCUACACCAGGCUUGUUCAUACAGCAUUUAAUUUAACUAUCAGAAUUUGCAAAUAAAAAAGACAGUAAGCAAGCUGCAAUAUCUUUUAAUGACUCUACCCUGCUGGAACCACCUCCUCCAUUCGGCUUGCCUGGGCUCGUCAUUGAAGACAGUCGACUUCCCAUCAUCUUCAUCAUCAUCUUAUCUACAAAGCUGCCAAGCUGUCUCUUCUUCCUAGGAAGGUGUAUUUUGGCUGGACAGCUGGUUUACCACUGUCCCUCUGGAAGAUGCUCCUGUGGAUGAAGACUGAGGAAAUGGCUAUUGGGGAGCUGCUGGAGAGACUAAGGAGCGUCACCCAAACCAUAGAUGAGAUCAUGCAGCUGGACACCAACCCCCCUCGGGCUGCUGACAUCACGCCGGAUCUCAGAAAGCAGUUUGCCUUCCUUACAGGGGGUAGAGGAGAUAAUGGAAGUCCCAUCAUCGUCUUUCCAGAGUUUCCAGCAUUUGGGGAGAUCACGGACAGAGAGUUCCACAACGUCCUGACCUAUCUAACAAGUGUUCCCAGCUUUUCUUCAACAGACGUGGGUUUUAUCUUGGUCAUCGAUCGUAGGCAGGACCGAUGGGCGGCUGUCAAGGGGACACUACUUCGUAUUGCAGGGUCCUUCCCAGGGAACCUCCAGCUGGUUCUGGUUCUAAGACCCACCACCUUGCUGCAGAGAACUCUAUCAGACAUCCUUUUUAAGUUCAACAAGGAUGAGUUCAAGAUGAAGGUGCCGGUGAUCAUGCUGAGUUCAGUGAGCGAGCUGCACUCCUAUGUUGACCGAACGCAGCUGACACAGGAACUUGGAGGAACCCAGGAGUACUGCCAUGAGAAGUGGAUCUCCCAUCGGACUGAUAUCGAAGGAUUUGCAUUGAUAGUUAAAAGAACAGCGCAGACUCUGCAGUCAUUUGGGACGGAGCUGGCAGAAACAGAGCUACCGAAUGAAAUCAAGACGACAACCCUCCUGCUUAGCACACACACCAGCAAGAGAGACAAAAUGAAGGGGGACAUAUUGGUUUCUCUGGAUCAAGGUAGCAGGCUGCUGGAGAACAUCAAUGAACCUGUAAUGCGAGACCCUGACCACAACAUGAACCAGGAUGAACUGGAAAAUCUGGCCACAGUGCAAAGACUGCUGUCUCAGCUGGAUGAGACAGAGAGGGCUUUUGACGAGUUUUGGGUGAGGCAUCAAACCAAAUUGGAGCAGUGUUUGCAGCUGCGACACUUUGAGCAGAACUACAGAGAGGUAAUAGCCCUGCUCGGAAACCUGUCUGAGAAGCUUGUGACCUUCUCUGAAGUUGGGAUCAGCCCCGCCCAUGCUGACCAUAUCUACUGUGAGCUCACCUCCUUUGAAGAGAGCGUCUGUGAGGCUCUGGAACAAGCCUCAGCGCUGUCUCAUGAGGGCGAUGAGCUUAUCCAGAACUCCCACUAUGCCGAGGACUCCAUUCAGCCUAAGUGCAGUGAGCUCAGAGCAGUCAGCGAGACUCUGAGCUCCAACCUCAGGGCCAAGAAGGACUACCUUCUGAAAGCCAUGGAGCUGCACCAUCUGUUGGAGAGGGCAUCAAAAUGGGUGGACGAUGGCAUUUAUCUGCUGGCAUCUCAGCCAGUGGACAAGUGUCAGUCCCAUGAGGGGGCUGAGCUGGCUUUGAAGGAGCUGGAGCGUUACCUGGACAACGCAGGCCAGAACCAACUGACUGACCUCAGUGCCAUCUGGAAGGAGUAUGAGGCAGUGCUGAACCAGCACUUCAGGGAGCAAGUGGAGAAGGUUUACCAAAAACAGGCGUCCAUGCAGGAGAUGUUCGAUAAGCGGAGGAUCAGCUUAAAGAAGCUAGCAGCCAAACAAACCAGGCCAGUGCAGCCAGUAGCACCGAGACCAGAAGCCUUCAUCAAAUCACCACUCAGCUCGCCUGCACACAAAGCAAAGCUUGAAAAAAAUUCAGAGUCCAUCAGUUUUGAAAAAACUAACGGGAACCUGCCGAGCGAAGAAGGCAGCAGCCGACAUACGUCUCAGUUAGAGGAGGAGGAGAACCUGGCAGUGCUCAGGCGACAUGUAAUGAAUGAGCUGCUGGAAACAGAGAGGGCCUAUGUGGAGGAGUUACUCUGUGUGCUGCAGGGAUAUGCCUCUGAGAUGGAUAAUCCAGCUAUGUCCCAUCUCAUCCCUUCAGCUUUGCAGAACAAAAAAGAAGUUCUGUUUGGUAACAUGACAGAAAUUUAUCACUUUCAUAAAAGAACCUUUCUGCGGGAGUUAGAGCUUUACACAGACUGCCCAGAGUUAGUUGGAAGAUGCUUUCUGGAGAGGAUGACGGACCUGCAGAUCUACGAGAAAUACUGUCACAAUAAACCUCGGUCUGAGAGUCUUUGGAGGCAAUGCUCUGACUGUGCCUUCUUCCAGGAAUGUCAGAAAAAGCUGGAACAUAAGCUGGGUUUAGAUUCAUACCUGCUGAAGCCUGUGCAGAGAAUUACCAAAUAUCAGCUGCUGCUGAAAGAAAUGCUGAAGUACAGUAAAGGCUGCGAUGGAGCGGAUGACCUACAGGUGGCAUUGACCUCAAUCUUGGGCAUCCUAAAGGCUGUCAACGACUCAAUGCACCUGAUCGCCAUCACAGGAUAUGAGGGUAAUCUGAGUGAGCUGGGUAAGCUCCUCAUGCAGGGGUCAUUCAGCGUUUGGACUGAGCACAAGAAAGGUCACGCCAAAGUUAAAGACUUGGCUCGUUUCAAACCCAUGCAGAGGCACCUGUUUCUCCACGAGAAGGCUCUCCUCUUCUGUAAGAGAAGGGAGGAGAACGGGGAAGGCUACGAAAAAGCUCCUUCAUACAGCUUCAAACAGUCACUGAGUAUGAAUGCUGUGGGGUUUACUGAGAAUGCAAAGGGAGACAACAAGAAGUUUGAAAUCUGGUCCAGCUCCAGAGAAGAGGUUUAUAUUGUUCAGGCACCAUCUGCUGAAGUGAAAACCACCUGGGUUAAUGAGAUCAGGAAGGUUCUGACAACCCAGCUGGAGGCCUGCAGAGAAGCCAGCCAGCAGAGGGCGCCAGACCAAGUGUUUCAGUUUCCCCCAGUGCCAUCUGGAACAGUGAGUCUCAGCCCGUUUAAGACCAGUCAGAAGGUUAAAAAGGGAGAGGAGAAGAAGGCUGAGCCUUGUAGCCCUGAUCUCAUCUCUUGUUCUCCAAAGCUAACAGUGAAAGAUGAGGCAGUGACGAGCCCAACCUCAGACAGAGCGGGUGUGGCUAAAAAGCGUUUUACUUUACAGGGAUUCAGUAACCUCAAAACUCAGAAAGAGCCCUCAACCGCUGAUGACAAAUGUUACACAUUUCCCAUGAUAAUCUGCCCAUCUUCAGGAUCUCCCACCAGCCCAGAUCACAGCACCAAACGGCAGAGUGAUCCCACACCGUUUGGCUUCAGAGGUCCUCCUCCCCUCCACCUGACCAGGGCCAGGUGGUUCAGCACCUCUAGUCUCUUACAGACAAAGUGGAGAGGAUGGAAUAAGACCUCCUUGUCACUGGACGAACAAGACGGCUACUCCAGCGCCGAGGAUCCUCUGAACUCUGAUCCAGAGGAUGAAAACAUCAAGAAGCUGAGUGCUGGGAAAUACACUGCAAUGGCUGACAGCGAGAUGGGAGCUGCAGGAGAGAUUUUGGUGAAGAGUGGAGACAUGGUGAAGCUAGUAAAGGAGGGGGACAAUGAUCAGUGGUUUGUCCGCAACCUGAACACAUCUAAGGAAGGCUGGAUGGCUGCGGCUAAUCUUAUCAAUCUCAUUGGGAAGUCCAAGUCUUGUCAGUCCCUCCGCAGCUCAGAAGGCAGCGGCUCUGGAAACCUCAGCACAUCGUCCAGCUGCAGUGAGACAUACGCAAACCUAUCAGAGCCCAAACCCUGAGCUCCUCUGCACUUCUGUCAAGGAACCGCUGUCCUGAAUGCCAGCAUCAUGUGGCUGCAUCCUCUGUGCUGUAAUACCAACAUCACUAGUCCUGCAUUUUGCACAAAAGCUGUAUGUUUGUCAUUGUUUCUGUCACAUGCAUACGUACACCAUGCAGCUUCAUAAGGAUGUAACAUAAUCCUGUAAGCGUGUUACCGGUGUGGUAAAUACUCCUCAGUGUAGUAAAGUGAUCUGGUUACAGUUAUUUUUAUUAUUUACAUCUUAGAUGUAUGAGUGGACCAGCAGGACUGAGAUCUGUUGAUGCAUCUAUUUAUGUUCAGAACUCAAACAGGGGAAAGUUAGAUUUCCUUCUUUCUGUGUUUUUAAAUUAAGGGACAAAAAAAUACAGACAUGCAGAUCAUUUAGUUUUAUCAGCUCAGUAUUUAUGUACAUGUAAGGCACACCCAUUUGUAUUUCUUCCCAAUCCUGUUUCCACUUGUCUGCUGUUUGUCUGUCAGGCUGUCUGUAGAAACCGGUUUGGCUGUCCGAACUUUCUUUGUGAAAUAUCAUUAAUGCAACAAAUGGUUUCCUUGUGUGAAAACCCAGAGACCCCUGUGUAUAGUGCUAACUCCUUCCUGUGCGUGAGGGAGAAACGGGGGGUCAUGUUCUGAAUGUAGAUAUUAUGUAAUAAUAUACUGUCUGUUACAAAAUAUUUGUUAAUGAAAUUGCUAUAUUGUACACUGAGUAUGGUGAUGUCACUACCUGGUGACUUGUCAUUUUUUUAAAUAAACAAGCUGUGAUAAAUCA